AUGGCCACCUACCGACAUGGCAAAGACCGUCCGCGGCCGGACAGCGUGGGCGUUUUAGCUCUCGAAGUCUACUUUCCGACACAGCACGUUUUGAUGUCGGACAUGGAGCUCGCGGACGGCUGCCCCGGAAAGUACACCCGUGGAUUGGAACAGGAAGCUAUGUCGUUCUGCAGCGACCGCGAGGAUGUGGUGUCCAUGGCGCUCACGGUGGCGAAGUCACUGAUGGACAAGUACCGUGUGCGGCCUGCGGAAGUGGGGCACUUGCAAGUCGCCACUGAGUCGGCAGUCGAUCGCAGUAAGAGCAUCAAAUCCCACCUCAUGACCCUCUGGCGGCGGGCUGUGGGCGGAGGUCCUCCCGCAGAGGGCGUCGACUGCGUGCAUGCCUGCUAUGGCGGUACGGCAGCUCUGUUGGCGGCGGUGGACUGGGUGGAGAGCCGGCGCUGGGACGGGCGUCUGGCACUGGUGGUGGCGGCGGAUGUAGCGCUGUACGCACCGGGCACGCCAGCGAGACCGACGGGUGGCUGCGGCGCCGCCGCGAUCCUCGUGGGCCCUGACGCGCCGCUGGUGCUGGAUCCGUUGUGGUACGGCAGCCAUGCGGAACACUCCUGGGACUUCUACAAGCCAUUGGGCACACUGCCGUACCCCGCCGUGGACGGUCCUCGGACGCUGGUGCAAUAUCUGCGGGCCAUGGGGAUGUGCGGCAUGCGGCUGUUGGACAGAGUGCAGCGGGCAGGAGAGCUGGCGCCGGAAGAAGGUGUGCACCACUUCGUAGCUCAUGCGCCCUUCAGCAAGCUGGCAAGAAAGGGACUGGCUCGACUGGCGUUGAUGGAUGCCAUUUGCCGCGCGGCGGCAGGUUUGUCGUCGUACGAGUCGUAUGCCACGUGGCGGCUGGAGGACAAGGAGCUGGAGGCACAGCUGGUGGCUGGGACGACGUUGGAGUGGCGUGAGAAGGCGGAGGACGGCUCCUGGCUGCAGAAGCAGGUGGGCAACUCCUACACGGCCUCCGUGUGGCAAGGCCUGGCCAGUUUGGUGUGGCGGCAGGGGGCCCAACUAGCUGGGCGCCGACUGCUGCUCUUUUCCUUCGGCUCCGGAACCAUCGCCUCCCUAUUUAGCUUGGUCUGCGGUCCGAGCGACCCACGGUUCACCCUCGAGUCCAUUCAGGGUGUGCUGGAUCUAGGUGAGCGCUUGCGCGCCCGAGUGCGGCGCCCGUUGGAAGUGUUUGAUGCGGUUUCGGCGCAGGUAGUCGCGUCGUACGCAUGUCCCGUGCCGUACGAGCCCCGUGGAGACGUGGCGGACGUGGCGGCGGGUUCGUACUACCUGCUACGGGUGGACGAGCACAGCAGGCGAUGGUACGGCCGCAAGGUGUAG
This is a messenger RNA of Volvox carteri f. nagariensis, 1368 nucleotides long. RefSeq lists its product as uncharacterized. Lineage: Eukaryota; Viridiplantae; Chlorophyta; Chlorophyceae; Chlamydomonadales; Volvocaceae. The transcript is spliced from 10 exons. The record is from RefSeq and is a predicted model, not a curated record. Bases 1 to 1368 code for a protein of 455 amino acids. Gene Ontology annotation, biological process: acetyl-CoA metabolic process. Gene Ontology annotation, molecular function: hydroxymethylglutaryl-CoA synthase activity.